This is a messenger RNA of Saccharomyces eubayanus, 648 nucleotides long. RefSeq names its product thioredoxin peroxidase DOT5 (gene DOT5). Gene Ontology annotation, biological process: cellular response to oxidative stress; cell redox homeostasis. The transcript has a single exon. Gene Ontology annotation, molecular function: thioredoxin peroxidase activity. NCBI's taxonomy places the organism in Eukaryota, Fungi, Ascomycota, Saccharomycetes, Saccharomycetales, Saccharomycetaceae. Gene Ontology annotation, cellular component: cytoplasm. Bases 1 to 648 code for a protein of 215 amino acids. The record is from RefSeq and is a predicted model, not a curated record.
AUGGGCGAAGCACUACGUAGGUCAGCUAGGAUUGCAACAUCCAAAAGAGUGUUGGAAAAUGAAGGUUCCAAACUAGUUCCAGUUUCGCCACCGAAACCGGCUAAGAAGAAGGUCAAGACGAUUCCAAAACUGGAUAUCGAAGAACCAGUAAAGCGGGUAGACCACAGUUCGUCAGGUGCUAACGAAUUGGAAAUCGGAGAUGCUAUCCCCGAUUUGAGUCUCUUAAAUGAAGAUGAUGAGUCUGUCUCCUUGAAAGAAAUCGCUAAAGAAAACAAAAUUGUAGUAUUUUUCGUUUAUCCAAAAGCAAGCACACCUGGUUGUACCAGGCAAGCCUGUGGGUUCCGGGACAACUUUGAAGAUCUCAAGGAACAUGCGGCUGUCUUUGGAUUGAGUGCAGAUUCUGUGAUAUCUCAAAAAAAAUUUCAAACUAAGCAAAAUUUGCCCUACCAUUUAUUGAGUGAUCCAAAGAGAGAGUUUAUUGGUUUGUUAGGUGCCAAGAAAACACCGCUUUCCGGUUCUAUUAGAUCACAUUUCGUCUUUGCUGAUGGGAAAUUGAGGUUCAAGAGGGUUAAAAUAUCACCAGAGGUUAGUGUCGGUGAUGCUAAAAAGGAAGUUAUGGAACUCGCUGAAAAGUUUGAAAAAGAAUGA